UACGUGGCAUGAAGCAUGAAUCCUUUCUACAUCCGCCAUUUUAUCAUACGGGACAUUUCGGGAGUGUUGGUUUUAUGUUUUAUCAUUUCUCGUGUAAAAAUAAUCAUUUUUAGUGCAAAGUCACAAUAAACGUAUUUUACUUGGACAAACAGCGUAAAUUGGACAUUAUUCAGCCUCCCGAGAGAGACGUAGGUCGAAGGUGACAGACAACUACCCUCGACAGAUUGACAAGACACGCUGGAACUUUUUAGUCAAUAAUUUACAUAAGAAAGUAUUUAUAUAGUUAAUUAUCAACCAUGGGGAAUAUGUUUGCAACGUUAUUUAAAGGCCUGUUUGGCAAAAAAGAAAUGAGAAUUUUGAUGGUCGGUCUUGAUGCAGCCGGUAAAACUACAAUCCUUUAUAAAUUAAAAUUAGGGGAAAUUGUAACAACGAUUCCUACUAUAGGAUUCAAUGUAGAGACUGUUGAGUAUAAAAAUAUUAGUUUUACUGUUUGGGAUGUUGGUGGCCAAGAUAAAAUCAGACCUCUGUGGCGGCACUAUUUCCAAAAUACACAAGGAUUAAUAUUUGUGGUGGACAGUAAUGACAGAGAACGUAUUGGUGAAGCACGUGAAGAAUUAAUGCGAAUGUUGGCUGAAGAUGAACUGAGAGAUGCAGUACUGUUGAUAUUCGCUAAUAAACAAGAUUUGCCAAAUGCCAUGAAUGCGGCAGAAAUAACAGAUAAAUUGGGCCUACACUCGUUACGCAAUCGAAACUGGUAUAUCCAAGCCACGUGUGCCACGAGCGGAGAUGGUUUGUACGAAGGUCUUGACUGGUUAUCCAAUCAACUAAAGAAUGCAAAUCGUUAAUCAAGAGUGACUAUUUUGUCAACAUUAAGUUGCUAUUAUUAUCAUCGUCAACAAAAAAACAUAAUAAACACAAAACCAUCAUUUAAAAAAUUGAUAAAUCGACCGAAACAAUAUUAACAUCAACAAGAAAUUACUAUAAUAACACGAAUCAACGGCGAACACCUGCCCUCGUGAGAGUACAAAAUGCCGCAAGAAGGAUUGACGCGUUUUCAAACAAACAACUUUUUUAUUUUUUCAUUCAGGGGUGGGAGAGGGCAAAUAAAUGCUAAUGAUUUUAAGAUAGAUAGGCUCGAGAUAGUUCAUAAUAGCAAGCAGGUGACAGGAAGGUAUGUGAGAGCGUGUGAUCGGCUCUAGAUUUUUUAAGUUUAAACAUGGAUUGACGUUCUCACUAGAAUUAUUUGCCCUGUGCAAAUCUAUUAUAUUAAUUCUAUUAUUAUUGUAUUAAUUAAUUAUUAUAAUUAUUAUUAUUAUUAAUAUUAUUAUUAUUAUAAUUAUUAUACUAGAAUUAUAGUUACACUUUUUACACAGAUAUACCACAACAUCAAGUGUGGAGAAUAUAAAGUGAAAAAGUUGGAUAUUCUUAAAAAAAAAAUAUAAACUAAAUCAUUGUAUUAAAAUAAUUGCCAAGUACACACAAAUGAUAUAAACAGAAAUAAUAAUAAUAAUGUUGUAAUUGAUUUUAAUUGGCUUCUCGAGUGUUCGUUAACCGUGAAUUUGUAAGUGAAACAAAAGUGAAAGAAUGAAAGACUUUAGAAAUUUUUCUUAUGUGACAAUUUAAUAAACGCUAAAUAAAAUAACAGUGUUUUAGAAAAGAAUAUAAAAAUAAAAAAAAAUCGAUCUAGAUAGUCGCACACGUCGGUAUCAUUAUUUCACAUGUGCUUGAUUACUUGAUAAUGUAACUUCAUUUCUUGUACAUUACAUUAUAAAUCUUGAAACAUAAUGGAAAAAAUGAACAUUUAAUUGAUAGAAAAAGGAAUAUAUAAAGAGAGUGUGCCGUCUUGUCCAAUGCAUUGCAUUUGUUUGUAAUGCUAUUCUCCCUCCCCAAUGAAUCCCUCCCGCCUCACAAUCUCACCAAACACAUAAUUAUGUCCUGCUUAUUAACGCACUGCAAUUAAUUAAAAAUUUUUAAUAAUACACUUUAAUAAGAGAGAUAAAAUAUUAUAAAAAUCCUUGGAGUGGUGCAACAAGCUCAGAGCUGUUUUGAAAUUAUCAAAUUAAUUAAAUAUAAGUAAUGAAUAAUUAUUAUUUUUCUUUUUUACCAUUAUUAUCAUUUUUAUUAUUAUUAUUAUUAUUAUUAUUAUUAUUAUUAUUACUAUUACUAUAACUAGAAUUUUUGUAUGUUUUGCAGAAACGCGAUCGAUGUAGACGAAUAGUAGGUCAAUUUACUCUCAUACUCGAGAUAAUAAGAAUGAAAUAAAUAAAAAGAAUAAUAAAAAAAAAAGAGA
Molecule: messenger RNA, 2290 nt
Organism: Chelonus insularis
Lineage: Eukaryota; Metazoa; Arthropoda; Insecta; Hymenoptera; Braconidae
Gene: Arf79F
Product: ADP-ribosylation factor 1
Exons: 6
Coding region: 297-845 (182 amino acids)
Biological process (GO): vesicle-mediated transport; intracellular protein transport
Cellular component (GO): plasma membrane; cytoplasm
Molecular function (GO): GTP binding; GTPase activity
Source: RefSeq, a predicted model, not a curated record